CGUUUUCCAGUGUUACACAAAAAUUAUAGUCAGGGCGCGAGCAAUCUAUGCGAAACCUUCGGUAUUCUCCAUCUAAGUCCUUUACAUAAUCGUUCAUACUCGGUUCUUCGCUCGGAAAAUUCGGAUUUGAGUAAUGGGUAAGAGAAAAUCAAGCGCAAAGGCCCCUCCAAAGAAACGGAUGGAUAAGCUUGACACUGUCUUUAGCUGUCCUUUCUGCAAUCAUGGGACCAGUGUUGAAUGCCGCAUUGAUAUGAAGAACUUGAUUGGGGAAGCUUCAUGCAGGAUAUGUCAAGAGAGCUUUAGCACUACCGUCACAGCUUUAACUGAGCCAAUAGACAUAUACAGUGAAUGGAUUGAUGAAUGCGAGCGGGUGAACAACCUAGAAGAUGAUGGUGCUGAGUGAUUGUGAGAAUCCACUUCUAAUAGUUGCUAAAGGAAUAAGUGUCCAUCUGUGUGUUUUCUUCAGCUUGUAAUUAUAUAAGAUCUUAUGAGCACUGGUGCAACAUCAAGCUUAAUUCCAUAUACACUCUUUUAGAAGAUUGUAAUGCGGAUGUACUCAAGAGGCUUUAUGUGAACCAUAUUUUAGUUUUUGUUAGACGUAUAAUAAGUUGGUAGUAUAUGUAGAAAUGGGUUAGAUUGACGUGAACUUAAGUGGAUUUUGUCAACAUGUUUA
Molecule: messenger RNA, 673 nt
Organism: Vigna unguiculata (cowpea)
Lineage: Eukaryota; Viridiplantae; Streptophyta; Magnoliopsida; Fabales; Fabaceae
Product: transcription elongation factor 1 homolog
Biological process (GO): transcription elongation by RNA polymerase II
Cellular component (GO): transcription elongation factor complex
Molecular function (GO): RNA polymerase II complex binding
Source: RefSeq, a predicted model, not a curated record